Molecule: messenger RNA, 659 nt
Organism: Ilex paraguariensis (yerba mate)
Lineage: Eukaryota; Viridiplantae; Streptophyta; Magnoliopsida; Aquifoliales; Aquifoliaceae
Source: the annotation of a GenBank genome assembly
GUAUCAUCUCAUCUAUGAAAAUCCUUUUGAGGUGGAGGAGCAGAGUAUACGCAGCUACAAGGAAGAAGAAGAGAUGUUUGAACACAUCACAGCAAACGAACUGGCUGGCUACGGGGUGGGCGCUCUACUCCUCUGUGCCACCAUUUCUGCCCCCAAAAUCGACUCUCUCAUUUCUGCUUCCCAACGGAGCUCACUGGGUAUGUGCAAGAGAUGUGGUGAUCUGAGGCUGAUCGCGUGCUCAGGAUGUAAAGGAUCUGGAUUAGUUAAAGAAGGCGGGCUAUUCAGGUUUAAUCCGGUGGAUGACCUCUAUCGGUCGUUUGGGGAUGAUGCAAAUAUGAUGUCUUUUUCGUGCACAAAAUGUCGAGGCAGAGGACAUUUCAACUGCCCCGAGUGCUCUAAACUGUCCCACGGCUGAUCUUGCUUUACCAAAUAUGUUGUAAGUUUUUCUGGACUUGGUUUUAAGAUUUCAUGUAUGACGUAAAAUUGAGGUGACCGGUUGGUUUUGCAUUCGAAAAAAAGAUCAUGGCUGAAAGUGAAGUUGUAAGCCAGCUUGCAGAAUGUAGACUUGUGUUUGUCAUCUGAUUUUUAAUUUGUACUCAAAUGAGAUUUGGAAAUCAUAUGGAUGGUUGGAAUAUCUCUUGGAUAAAUAUGUUUUUUGG